AUGGUGCAGGCCUGGUACCUGGACGACUCCGCCGCCGACCCCCGCCGCCCAAACCGCGCCGAGCCCGCCCGCCCGGUGGGCCUGGAGCAGCUGCGCCGCCUCGGGAUCCUGUACUGGAAGCUGGAUCCUGACAGACACGAGAGUGACCCUGAGCUGGAGAAGAUCCGGAAGGAGAGACACUACUCCUGGAUGGACAUCGUCACCCUCAGCAGAGAGGAGCUGCCCGACUACGAGGAGAAGAUGGAGAUGUUCUUCACGGAGCACCUGCACGGGGACGAGGAGGUCCGCUACGUGCUGGACGGCAGCGGCUACUUCGACGUGCGGGACGCGGAGGACCGGUGGGUCCGCAUCGCCGUGGAGAAGGGCGACCUGAUCACCCUCCCCGCCGGCAUCUACCACCGCUUCACGCUGGACCAGCAGAACUACGUGAAGGCCAUGCGGCUGUUCGUGGGAGAACCGGAGUGGACGGCGCACAACCGGCCGGCGGACCACGUGGAGGCUCGGGGCCAGUACGUGGCGUUCCUGGCGCAGAGCGCAUAG
Molecule: messenger RNA, 540 nt
Organism: Pipistrellus nathusii (Nathusius's pipistrelle)
Lineage: Eukaryota; Metazoa; Chordata; Mammalia; Chiroptera; Vespertilionidae
Source: the annotation of a GenBank genome assembly